AUGUGGGCGGGGCUUAUGAAUUAUGAAGAAGGGACAGAGCYGGGUCCAUUUGAUGAGAAAGUGGUUCAGGUUCGGUAUGAUCCAUGCCGGUCAGCCGAUAUAGCUCUGGUAGCGGGAGGGAAGYGGAAACGCUGGAUCAUUGCAACAGAAAACAUGGAAGUUGGCGACAUCAUCAAAACGUCAGGACACAUAGGCAGGAUGGCAGUCUCAGCUAAAGAAGGAGAUGCAUAUCCUGUUGGAGCUCUGCCAGUAGGGACUCUAAUAAACAACUUGGAAAGUCAUCCUGGGAAAGGAGCACAGUAUAUUCGAGCAGCAGGCACCUGUGGUGUAUUGUUAAGGAAAGUAAAUGGAACAGCCAUCAUACAGUUGCCCUCCAAGAGACAAAUGCAGGUGUUGGAGACUUGUAUGGCUACUGUGGGCCGAGUUUCAAAUAUCGACCACAACAAGCAAAUCCUUGGAAAAGCGGGUCGGAACCGGUGGUUAGGAAAACGGCCAAGCAGUGGCCUGUGGCAGCGGAAAGGAGGGUGGGCAGGGCGCAAGAUCAGACCCCUGCCACCCAUGAAGAGCUAUGUGAACCUGCCCACACCGAAUACACGUUGAAAUCUAGGUGCCUCCUAUCAGUGAGGAUUUGGUCAAUAAAGCCUUUCUGUUUUUGAAAAAAAAACAAAAAAAACACAA
Molecule: messenger RNA, 678 nt
Organism: Anolis sagrei ordinatus
Lineage: Eukaryota; Metazoa; Chordata; Lepidosauria; Squamata; Anolidae
Source: RefSeq, a predicted model, not a curated record